GGGCUCUCCCGGGAGCGGGAGAGGGCCCUGGAUUACUACGGGCUGUAUGACGAGCGUGGUCGCCCUUACAGUUACCCCAUCGUGGCUGAGGAAGACCUGAUGCCGGAGGAUGAUCAGAGAGCGACCCGCAACCUCUUCAUCGGCAACCUGGACCACAACGUCUCGGAGGUGGAGCUGAGACGUGCCUUCGAGAAGUACGGCAUCAUCGAAGAAGUGGUGAUCAAACGCCCUGCCCGGGGCCAAGGCGGGGCUUACGCUUUCCUCAAGUUCCAAAACUUGGACAUGGCACAUCGGGCCAAGGUUGCCAUGUCAGGCCGCGUUGUCGGCAGGAACCCUAUCAAAAUUGGCUAUGGGAAAGCCAACCCUACUACCAGGCUGUGGGUGGGUGGUCUUGGUCCCAGUACUUCUUUGGCUGCCCUGGCGAGGGAGUUCGACCGCUUCGGCAGCAUCAGGACUAUUGACUACGUGAAGGGAGACAGCUUCGCUUACAUCCAGUAUGAAAGCUUGGAUGCUGCCCAGGCUGCCUGUGCGCAGAUGAGAGGCUUUCCUUUGGGUGGACCGGAGAGGAGACUCCGAGUGGAUUUUGCCAAAGCAGAAGAGACAAGAUACCCGCAGCAGUACCAGCCCGCACCGCUCCCCGUGCACUACGAACUGCUAGCUGAUGGGUACAGCAGACAUAGAAGCCUAGAGCAAGACUUGAGGGUGCGAGAUAGGACUCCUCCACACCUCCUGUACUCGGACAGAGACAGGAGCUUUGCAGAGGCAGACUGGGCCAGCCCUGCCAAAAACGUUGAACGCAGAAACAAUUUGGAAAGCUACAGCCGAUCGGUGCGUAGCCGGAGCGGAGAGCGCUGGGGCAGCGACAGCGAUCGCAGCGUGCCCAAACUGUGGGAAGAGAGGCGGAAACGCCGGAGUCUUUCCAGUGACCGCGGGAGGACUACUCACUCGCCUUACGAGGACAGAAGCAGGACAAAGGCCAGUGGGCCAGCUUUAGACCGCAGCCCGGACAGGGCUCGCAAGGAGAAUCACACUACAGAAUCCGGAGCCGAGAAAGAGCAGAGUAACUCCCUUCAGAACAAUCGUCAUGCAACUGAGGAGAAACCCCAUCGUGAGGCAUCCGAUGCUCCUCAGCCGAAAAAAAGGGACAGCGAACGCAAUCAUCGAACUGGUGAAUCGGAAUCAAAAACUCACGAGGAGCCAAAAUCUGAGACCAAAAAGCUAAAGAGUUUAUCGGAAUAUGCUCAAACACUGCAGCUUGCUUGGAAUGGGCUUCUUGUGCUAAAAAACAGCUGCUUCCCCACCUCUAUGCACAUCCUGGAGGGAGACCUUGGUGUCAUCAACGGACUCCUUAAAGACCAUUCAUCCGGCGGGAAGUUAACGCAGCUCAAAAUUGCUCAGAGACUUCGGCUCGACCAGCCCAAGCUGGAUGAAGUAACUCGCCGUAUCAAACAAGGCAGCCCCAAUGGCUACGCUGUGCUCCUGGCGACCCAGUCCACCCCGGCAGGGGCAGGGGCUGAGGGGACCUUCCCUGUUGUAGAGCCUGGCUUGCAGCGACGGCUUCUCAGGAAUCUGGUCUCCUACUUGAAACAGAAGCAGGCUGCUGGGGUUAUCAGCCUGCCCGUGGGAGGGGCGAAGGGCAGAGACAGCACAGGCAUGCUUUACGCAUUCCCUCCUUGUGAAUUCUCUCAGCAGUACCUCCAGUCAGCACUAAGGACAUUGGGGAAGUUAGAAGAAGAACAUAUGGUGAUAGUUAUAGUCAAAGACACUGCCUAGCCCACACUGUCUUUUCAAAUUCCAUGUUUUCUUUGUGUGUCACACAACCCAAUUGUUUUUAAGGCCGAUCACUUUGGUGGAGGCUCAAAACACCUCGGCCAAAGUGGUAAGACUUCUAGUUUCUAAUUAAUUUUAAUACCAUUUAAAUAGAGCCCAUUUUAUUCAUUUUUAAUAUGUGACACUGUCCGCUGUUGUUCUGUAUUUUUAUUUUUUAACUGUAUGAAAAGUUGUCAGUAAAGCCUUGUUCACUGAUGGAUUUCUAAACUUGUGCAGUAUCGUAGUUUUUAUGGCCCAGGAAGGGCUGGUUCCCUGUGCUGCCAGGAGCUGGAAGGUGAUGGUCCCAACCCGUUUAAGUUUCUCAGACCACCUCCUCUGUCUCUUUUGUGUCCUGCAAGGUGGGAGGGGAAGGGGGGUUCUUUGUGCUGUAUGAGAGACAGAAAGGUUGGUUCGCUAUAUUUUUUUUUUUGUCCUGUUUGUGUUUUAUUUCAUAAAUUUGAGUCUGGAUGCAUUCCUGUUGAUUCUCUAUUUGAGGAUAGAUGCCUCCCAGGAAGCCAGCUACCAAGGAGGCAAAUCCUGAUCAAGAAUCAAAGUGGGGUUUAUACACAACAAACAAAAAUUACAGUUAAUACUUGACGAAAAGUUUGCUACUAAGCAGUCAACUCUCUAUUCAAUUCUGUGAGGUUUGUGAGCACCUGAUAAAUGUCUUGGUUUGCUAGAAGUUUCUGGGUAGAACAAAAAUGCAUCUUGACAUUCCCAGUUUUUUUAUAAAAGGAGAAAAAAAAAACAAGCAGGAGAAAAAAAAAGUAAUUUAAGGGGGAACCCUCUUGGGCUUGUAUUAGAUGUAGGACAAGCAAAUAAAGGGCACAAAGGUUUUGGUGAACUGUAGGUGCCCAUUUGCAUAGUUGAUUAUGUUGCACUAUCUGGAAUCCUUUAUUGAAAGACAAAUGGCAAAAUUUUUUUGCUAAAGUGGAAACAUGUUUGCAGGCUUACGAAAAGAAAGAAAAAAAAAAAGAUAAACACGUCAAGCUGUCUGAAAAUGUGUUACCGCAAGUAACCUGUCUAUGACUGUAGGAAAUUCUAGAGAUCAAAAUUUGAAAUUUAAGAUGGGAUGGUUCCAUCACCUUUUCUAUCUGUGGUAUGAGACAGAUGUUCAGGAGAGAAGCCAGGACACCUGCACCUCUGCUCAGUAACAUAAGGAUGCGGUAACUCGUACGAAUUGGAGGUAAAAUCCACAUUGUUCAAUUUGGGGAUAUUUUUAUUUUUUAAAAUGCUGCCUGUAGAUUUUAGGAGGCUUACAGAAAAGUGUGUGGUAUUAAAAACACUAAAUUUUAAAGUUUCUUUAAAUUUGCAGGGUUUUUUUCUUGGGUUUGGUGGUAAGCAAGUGAACAAAACCCCGGGAGACCCAGAGUCUUGCACCAGUCUCUGUGACCAAGCAGACUCACUUGCUGACGGCUGCCAAAGGCCCUUUUAAAACUGUGCUGUCAGGGCUCUGCAUGCAGCCUCCCAGGGUGCUGGGACAACUGUUGCGCAGCCUGUACUCCAUGGCACCAUGCUGCAGUAGAGCAAAUGGGCCAAGUGGUUACUCAUGGCCCAGCCACAGAGUGAAAAGGACCAUGCUGAUAUGAGGGCAUGGGCUGGCACUGGGAUAGUCCCUGCUCACAUCACAGGGGAAAAUGCAGCAUCCAUCCUGCAAAGGCUCCCCUCCGUUGCAGAGAGGUAGGUACACAUCUUAUCCAGCUUGCAGGACAUAUACAUGCUCCUUCCAUCCCCUAAGCCAAGGUCUGUAAUGCUUGCAUAGAAGAAAUACUGCAUGGCAUCACAUAAGCAACAUGCUGUGUGUACUCAGGAAGAUUAUAGGCCUUUUUCCAAGCACAAUGCUUUUAAAUAAAUUAAUACAUGAUGCUAGGGGACAAGAUGAAUUUCCAAACACUGAGAUUUCUCUCCCCAUCCCAACUACUGACAGAAUUAUGGGCUGACAAAAACAAACAAACAAGCAAAACCCUGCUAGUCUGCAAUUCUGAAUCCCACUUUGCACCCAGCCCCUUACAGCCACCCUAUUUCCCGGCACUCUUAAACGAUGCCCCGCAAGAACAAUGGAGGGAACACAGGGUACAGGCAGCCUCCCCCACAGCUGCAUAUUUAACUUUGGUGUCCUAUUCAACUUCAGCAGCAGGGAGGCCGAGAGCCUGCCCAGGACAGGCAGAGGGGGCUGCUUUAGCAGGUUUUGGUGGGUGACCCGCAGACUGCAGCAGCCAGGUGCUGCCCUCUCAGCCACAGGCUAAGGCCCAAGUGCACUCCCUUUGUCUCUGUUCACUAAAGCUGGGGUAGGUGUGGGAGGGGAAGGAUUGCACAUAUAGUUAUGGUGGCCUGGUCAAAUUUAUGUAGAUGUUCUGGUUCUGUCUCACAAAGUAGUUGGUAAAUUUCUGAGAUAGCCAGGCCCAAAACAGCAACAGAUGCAGCUGAUUAUAGCUGUGAUAUAAUGCCAGAACAAGACAUGGACAUCUGGCACAGUUAUCUCCCUCUCUUAGUAGUAGUUGAGUACAUGCUUUAUUUUUUUUUUCCUCCUCCUGAGCAGCACAUUUUCUAAGGUAAAGUUGCAUAAGAUGCUUUUUGAUAAGGCAGAGGCUGGCUUCCACAGCUGCUGGAUGGCAUAUCCGAUUUUCAAUCCCCUCAUUUAAUCAGAAUGCUGCUCCAAUUGCUGGUCUUAAAUGCUGUAGUAAUCGCAACUCGUUCAUCUUUAUCAACUCUGUAGGGUACAAUUAUCCAUUAUAAGUUGCAGCAGAACCUUUCAUUUUAAUUAUUAACAAGCAGCCCUGGGUAAGUGCAUUAAGUAGAUGCGAUGGUGGAAGGAAGAAAAGCUAUCCCUUCUCCAGGUUAAAAAGAAAAUCCUUCCUCUUCAAGCAAUGCAACCUUGAGCCUUAGUUGAAACGAGCACAGUUCUUGGUGGAAAACUUGCUGUAGUGUCAAGGAGUGAGAAGCCUCCAGCUCCCUGUUCUGCCUCAAACCCUAUUCUGAAAGUAGCCAAAACAGAGAAAGGGUAAGAAGUUGAGUGGAUGUUAUCUGAACACCUGGGAAUAAAUAGCACAUUUAGUGGCCUUGUCCAAGCAAGCAAUGAGCACACCUACCUUCUGGUUCUGAUUCAGAACUAAGCUGUGCAGCUGUGUGCUUUACAGUGAAAUCAAACACUCCACUGCACUUUUUUUUUUUAUCCCCUUCUAAGGGCAGGGCCUCUUGUCAUGUACAAACAGGAGCACCUAGUUUGCCUUCUGCCAGUAUAGCCACAAGGCAGCCCAAGUAAUGCCAAACCACGGAUGGAUGAGGAGGCCGAAUGAUGCUCCCGCCUUCUGGCACACACCAGCAAGGUGGUGAGAGUUCUCCGCAGCUCACUGUGCUUCCCAUAGCUGAACCACAGAGUGGAUAUUCUGGUGCAUCUUUAAACAAAAUCCCAGCCUGGCAUUAGCAGCACCUUCCAGCUCUCACAGCGCAGUGAGGAUGCGGUGCCGUGCUGCCUGCAACCCCACUGAGAAUUCAAGGCUGUCAGGAAAACCAACAAGUCAGAGUUGAACCCACCAGUGCUGUGAAAUAUCACUUGGCUCUGGGAAUCCCCAUGGACUGGAGCAGCAGGUGGAGCCCACGCUCUCAGAAAUCUCACCCCUCUUUUAUUGUGCCCUUCCUUACUGCAGUCCAGCCACUAGCUACGCUGAGCUGCUCUCCUGCACGGGGCUGCGCUCCUCAGCUGCAGGGAGCACUGCUUUCACAUGGGCAUGGCUACAAUUCACAGCCGUAAACAGAGACAGGAUUUGUAUUUAAUUUUUUAAUAAAUACACUUUACAUUAAAGAAAAAGGCCUUCAAUUUGCAGUUUCCACACAGAGGGCAAAAGGGAGGGAAAAAAAAAAAAGAUUAAAAAACUUGAACCACAAAGGGCAGAGGGGAGAAAGAGGGCUCAGACUUCUAUCCCGGAUCCCCAUGUCUUCAGGAAUACCAGGCUCUGACUAGACCAAGCCAGGAUUUCAGCCUCCCACUAUAGCUGGUACCACAGCGAGAAUCUCUGCUUUAAACAGCCUGUACCUUCAGUUACCAAACACCCCCAGGGCUCUUCCCUGGAGGACAAAAGCAUCUGAAACACACUGGCGCACUAGCAGGUGUUAACACCUGUUGCUUUUUUUUUUAAAAAAUAAAAUCAUAUUUAAAAUAAAAAUAUUCUCACUCCUCAACAAUUUUAGAAACGAUGAUCCUCUUAUUUCAUUUAGCAGUUGCAUAAAAAUGCCUCUUCUUUUAAACAAUUUUUCUCCCCUGAACCUACCCCAUGGUAACAAGGUACUACAGGAAUACAAAGUUCAUCCCCUCUUUACUAGAUCACCUGCCUUUUUUUUUUGGUAUUUUUUUUGUUUUAUAUAAAACUAUUUCUGUUCUUUAGGAAAGAACUUUAUACAAAGAAAAUAUAUUGUGAAAUAUCUUCAGAAGUUUCCUUGUAGAGGAGAGUCAUCUCAGCCUAAAAUAAAAAAUA
Egretta garzetta (little egret) is the source of this 6281-nucleotide messenger RNA. RefSeq names its product RNA binding motif protein 15B (gene RBM15B). Gene Ontology annotation, biological process: regulation of alternative mRNA splicing, via spliceosome. Gene Ontology annotation, cellular component: nucleus. The transcript has 2 exons. Bases 100 to 1773 code for a protein of 557 amino acids. Gene Ontology annotation, molecular function: mRNA binding. Lineage: Eukaryota; Metazoa; Chordata; Aves; Pelecaniformes; Ardeidae. The record is from RefSeq and is a predicted model, not a curated record.